This is a messenger RNA of Darwinula stevensoni, 387 nucleotides long. The record is from the annotation of a GenBank genome assembly. Lineage: Eukaryota; Metazoa; Arthropoda; Ostracoda; Podocopida; Darwinulidae.
GAGCAGCUCGAAAACGAGUCGAGCGGGGCGGAAGAGAGGAUUCGAGAUCACGUGGUGCCUUGCCUGGGGAACCUGGCCCUUGCAGCUGGGCGGGACUUCCUCUGGAAGCCCUUGCACUACCACAUCCUCCUCAAGGCUCGACAUCCCUCCUACCACGUGCGUCUCCACGCGAUCGCGGCGAGCCGGGCCGUGAUGACGAAGCUGGGCCCGGACGGGCUCGUGCUGCUCCCGGACGCCAUGCCGUUCUACUCGGAGCUGCUGGAGGACGAGCACGUGGAGGUGGAGGAGGCGGCGCAGCGGCUCAUACGGGACCUGGAGACCUCGCUCGGCGAGGACCUGCAGCAGUACUUUUGAUCCGGGCCUUUGUCUUUUUUUUUCUCAAUGAAG